Messenger RNA from Athene cunicularia (burrowing owl), 4279 nucleotides. RefSeq names its product IKAROS family zinc finger 5 (gene IKZF5). The transcript is spliced from 5 exons. Lineage: Eukaryota; Metazoa; Chordata; Aves; Strigiformes; Strigidae. Gene Ontology annotation, molecular function: DNA-binding transcription factor activity; RNA polymerase II cis-regulatory region sequence-specific DNA binding. Gene Ontology annotation, biological process: regulation of transcription by RNA polymerase II. The coding region runs from base 198 to 1457 and encodes 419 amino acids. The record is from RefSeq and is a predicted model, not a curated record.
GGAGACACCAACAAAUGGAACACAAAUUAACUUAAGCCUACACGAGGCUGGUGACACCUGAAAGAAAGAGGGAAAAGUGGAGAAGCUGUGCUCUGUGCUUUUUGUCUGACCUGUUGGGAGUACAGUUUGGAGCAUGUUUGCUACUUAGCAGGGGACUGAAAUUCAGGCACAAGAGAUUGUAAACAUAAAGAGUGAAUAUGGGUGAAAAAAAGCCAGAACCUUUGGACUUCGUAAAAGAUUUUCAGGAAUAUCUUACACAGCAGACUCACCAUGUAAAUAUGAUUUCUGGAUCAGUUAGCGGAGACAAGGAAGCAGAGACUCUUCAGGGAGCUGGAACAGAGGGUGAUCAGAAUGGUCUGGAUCAUCCUUCUGUUGAAGUUUCACUGGAUGAAAACUCAGGAAUGUUAGUGGAUGGGUUUGAAAGGACAUUUGAUGGAAAGUUGAAGUGUCGAUACUGCAACUACGCCAGCAAAGGAACAGCACGGCUCAUAGAGCAUAUCAGAAUCCAUACAGGUGAGAAGCCGCACAGGUGCCAUCUGUGUCCCUUUGCAUCAGCUUAUGAACGUCACCUGGAAGCUCACAUGCGAUCGCAUACUGGUGAAAAACCAUACAAAUGUGAACUGUGUUCCUUUCGCUGCAGUGACAGAAGCAAUUUAUCUCACCACCGCAGGCGCAAACAUAAAAUGGUGCCUGUCAAGGGUACAAGGUCUUCCCUAAGCAGCAAGAAAAUGUGGGGGGUUUUGCAGAAGAAGACCAGCAAUUUAGGGUACAGCAGAAGAGCAUUAAUUAAUUUGAGUCCACCUUCCAUGGUGGUUCAGAAACCAGACUACCUUAAUGAUUUCACUCACGAAAUCCCAAAUAUCCAGACGGAAGCCUAUGAGAGUAUGACAAAAUCAACCCAGAGCGGUGGGUUGCCAAGAGAUCCACAAGACCUUAUGGUAGAUAAUCCUUUAAACCAGCUCUCUACGUUAGCCGGACAGUUAUCUAGCUUGCCACCUGAAAACCAAAAUCCAGCCUCUCCUGAUGUUGUUUCCUGUCAAGAUGAAAAGCCUUUCAUGAUACAGCAGCCUGCUGCUCCUGCUGUGGUUUCAGCUGUGUCAGCAAAUAUUCCUCAAAAUUCAUCUCCGACCAGCCCAGAUCCUCGGCCUACACACAAUCAAAGGAACUAUAGUCCCGUGGCAGGUCCCAGCAGUGAGCGCAGUGCCCACACCAGUACUCCCAGCAUAAGUAACAGUCAACCGAGUACUCCGGCUCCAACCCUUCCAGUUCAGGACCCUCAGCUUCUGCAUCACUGCCAACACUGUGACAUGUACUUUGCGGACAAUAUCCUUUAUACUAUUCACAUGGGAUGUCAUGGAUUUGAAAAUCCUUUCCAGUGCAACAUAUGUGGGUGUAAGUGUAAAAAUAAGUAUGACUUUGCUUGCCAUUUUGCAAGAGGCCAACAUAGUCAACAUUGACUGAGAACAUGCUUUCAUUUAGUUUUUUAACAUAUUACAAUAUAUUUUUCAUACUUGCUGAAGAAAAGCUUGCACAUUCCCAUAAGGAAUCUUCACAUUAAUCAAUUUGACAAAGGAGGCAAAUUUAUUUCUAUGUUGUAAAACUUGCCAGGGAAAUUUUAUAUAAGAUGUGAUUGUUAUUUUAUAUGUAGCCUUUCAAAAAAGCUGAGAGUGCUAUAAGAAUUGGAAUGCAUUUACAUGCUUUGGUUGCUAAAUUUACGUUGCUUGCACUUAAUCCCAAUAAACAUUCUACAAAUACAGAAGCAGAGCAUGUGUCCUGAAACAUAGGAUGCAAUUAUUGGACCGUUUACUAGGCAAGACCAAAUAUAUUAAUCCUAAAAUACAAAAAGUUAAUUCAGUGGCACGUGGUUACUUUUGAGGCUUACUUAUGCUUAAAAAUUUAGCUACUCCAAACUGGAAAAAGAAACAGACGCAACUUUCACGUACGAAUUCAGUUUGAUGUAAAACUUCCUGUAAUCUGAAGGUUACUAAUAAGUUUUUGCAUAGUAUAGUGAAAACCCUUCAUGCCAGGGCUCAAACACUAAUUUAACCAUUAGUUUUAAAACUCGUCACAAAACUAGAAGAUAACAGGUGAUUAUGAAUGAAACUCUGGUAGGAAAAGAGAGUUAAAAGCUUGUCGUUCGCUAAUUACACAAGAGAAGAAUUAAAUAUGACACCUUAUUUUAAACUACACUUACCAAAAUUUUACAUGUCAUUCUUUUUCAAAGGUAAUUCUUAACAGUCAUAAUAAAGAGCUUGUAGAACUAAUAUAUAUUCUGUGAGAUUUUUAACUGCCUUAAACUAAUUUGUACAGCUGUUUAAAGUUUGCACAAUUGGACUUCUGUCUUGCUGAUAGAAGUUCUAUGAGAAACAAACAAGAGGUUUACAAAUUAAAAAAAAACGUUUGUUCAGUUUUAUCUUGGGCCAAGCUACAACUUACAGGUUGCCUGUAUGUUUGAAAGUUGUAUAAUCUAGUUUACUGUAAACUUCAGCUAACUUGGAAGUCAGUCUGUCUGUCCCUUCCCCCACAUCUGUUGUGGCUUUGGUAGAAAUAAGGGGAAAGGCUUCUGGGUUAUCUGAACUGUUCAUGUGGUAGGUGAAGAAAUACCGGCUGGCUACAUUUGAAGUCGUUGUGAUUAAUAAUUGUCGGUGGCAAAUGGUAACUAAAGAUGUUCAUGAAGUCCAUUGCACAUGUUGGGGUUUUAUUUUACGCUGUACAUCUUACUUUAGAAGCACCUAGGCUAACGAACAGGCACUUUAAUUUAAACCUAAAAUAAAACAUCUUAGCAAAAUUAAUAAAAGCUCUUAAUGUUGCUACACAGGAAUUUGUAAUGUUUCCAAAAAAGUGAAGAACUGUUACUUUUCCUAUAUUUAGACAUGCACUUUUACCUUAGUUUGUCUUACUUGAGGCAAAUUAAAGCUUCCCUUAUGUAUUCUCCUUUUAGUAUCAGCAAAAUAUGGCAAGAGAUAUGUUUUGUUUAAAGCAGGAAGAUUUUAUUCAUGUUGUGCAAGUCAGAGGUUGGAAUCUGAAUAGCAAAUGUUUGGCUUAUUCAAAUCUAUAUUGUUCUGGGAGCUAAAACUUCCUGAAGCUGAUGGAAAAAACUUACAAUGACUUCAGUGUAAGAUCAACGUAGGAGAAACCACCCUUCUGAGAAUUUUAGCUUUAGAAGUAGUUUUGACUUCAGUGAAUUAGAAAUUUGGGAACCAAAUAUGUUUCUCUCUACCUAAUUUACUGACUGUUGAAUUUUCUGUGCUUAAGUAACCAGUUGAAGGAAAUGGGAUUCUUGGCUGCACAUAGUCUUGUAGUAAUGACGUCAAAAAUAUACCACUGAAGUACUUCCAGUGUAGUGAAGAAGAAUGAUAACACACUACCACUCCAGAAACUGUUUUUGGUUUCAGGCCUUGUUCAAACCCCAUUUCAGUGGAUUUGUAAAACAGAAUGUAAUUUCCACUUUUCAUAAUGACACUUUUUAUAGUUCCAAAAUGUCUCUUUGUUGCUUUACACUUUUAAGUUAUAAGCAAAACUGCAACUCUGUGUGCAUAAACGUACAGAGUCCUUCAUUUUAAGGACUAAAAGUUGACUGAACGGGAAUCCCAUUUGGAAGCUACUGCUCCUGUACAGGUUUGCAACAUGACUCUUUUUAGUCAAAGAAUACUGCAGGAGUGACAGCCCUCUUUUGAUUGUGAAUUGGCACAUUCGAAAAAAUCUAAAUUUGGCUAAAAUACAGUAUUAGAUCAACAGAUGUUACUGUUGAAGAGCAUUAGUGAUUUACAGAGAUCAUUUUCCUUGCCUUUUGCUAGCUGCUGCACACUUGUAUUCCUCAGCUGUGGUGGCUCCAAGGAGUAUUCUGAAAUGGUGGGGCUCCAGGAGCACCUUCCAGCACUGAAUGAUGCCGAUCAGAACCCCAGAGUUCUCUUUGGUUUGCGGCUCCAGCCUUUCCCUCUCCUGGUGGCAGUACAGAGAUUAACUCCAAAAUGCACACGUGUGGUUUUGAGAUUUCAUCCAUUCCAUUUAUGCCAUUUCUGAUCCGUUAGGACUUUCACUGACAGUGCCUGUGAACUAUAAACUUUCCUUUUUGUGUCAGCUAAUGAUUUGGCGAUUUAGAAAAAGGACUUCUGAACCAUGAUGCUCCUGAACAAAAUUUUAACUAGCAGAAGAAUUAGAUCACAAAUAGGUCACUGACUGCAAGAAGCCUGUGUGAUCUUACUGAAAAGGGGCCCUCAUUUAGGAGGGGAUCCUCUGUUGCAGGGGAACAUAUGUUCUUAAUUAUAGAACUCAGUAU